UCCUUGUGCAAAUUAUAUUGUUAUAGUUUAUGUUAAAACCAUGCCAGGCACAGGGCUACCGGAGGCUCUUCUCAAAUACCAAGCCGAGGAGGAGCAAAUGGUGAUGAGCAAUGCCGAGGAGCACGAAAGGGAAUUCUUUCGCAAAUAUUACCCGCCGUGCAAGAUUAGGCCUGCGGACCUGGAGCGCGUGUACAGCCCAGAGGACGUUAGGCAGCUGUGCCUGCGUACCAAAGUACGAGUCAACAUGACACACCUCAACUGCGUGUGGGACGCCAAGAAGCGGCUUAAUGCGAAGAAUCGCCUUGAAAAUCGUUCGGAGCGCUUCAUAAAUGCCAUGCUCAUCAAGGCGGUGGCCAGGAAAAUGGUGGAACCCUACACAGACGAAGAGGUGGCCGAAUACAAUCUCGUAGCCAAAAGCGAGCUGAAAAAGCAGAAUAACUUUCGACUGGAUCGUUAUAAGCGAGAGCGUGAGGGCAUAGGCCCGGAAGCUACAGAUGUCACCACCUCGUUCUCACAGCCUUUAUUAAACGAUUCAGCAGCGGCUGUAUUUGUCCAGCCAGACCAGCCGACGACACCUUUCAAUGCGACAACGGCGAUGCCUGAAAACGACUUUUUGUCGACCGGCAUCGAUUCUGAUGAAGAACUGUGGGGCAUUGGUCAGGAUGAGAUUGAAAUACCACCAGAAACGCAGCUAACCGAGUCCGUGUCGUGUGAUCUGGGCCACGAUUGGGUGCAAGCGGGACUGCAGGUCAACUCGGAGAGCAUGUCUCUGGACGAGGACAUCAAUUCACAGUCGCAGGCCCUGCCAGGGCAUACAGUAGACAGUGAGGAUUACAAUGAAUUUGGUACUCAAGUAGCAGCCGCAUCCACGCAGGAGAAUCAGCCAUGAAUCAGUAAUUGCGGAAAACGAAUUGGAGUUUAUUGGAUGUUUAUAUAUAUAUAUAUAUGUAGAUAUAUUUGUUGUUGCUCUGGGUGUGUAAAAAACUUCAUUAAAAAACACGAUGUCGAUUAAAAUCUAGAUUUUAGGAAAUUAUUGAGUAAAAAUAUUAAAAAACCUUAACUAACAA
This is a messenger RNA of Drosophila persimilis, 1067 nucleotides long. RefSeq names its product telomere-binding protein cav. The transcript is spliced from 2 exons. The record is from RefSeq and is a predicted model, not a curated record. The coding region runs from base 41 to 889 and encodes 282 amino acids. Lineage: Eukaryota; Metazoa; Arthropoda; Insecta; Diptera; Drosophilidae.